Gossypium arboreum is the source of this 2606-nucleotide messenger RNA. Its product is annotated as zinc finger protein GAI-ASSOCIATED FACTOR 1-like. Gene Ontology annotation, molecular function: DNA-binding transcription factor activity. The transcript has 4 exons. NCBI's taxonomy places the organism in Eukaryota, Viridiplantae, Streptophyta, Magnoliopsida, Malvales, Malvaceae. The record is from RefSeq and is a predicted model, not a curated record. Gene Ontology annotation, cellular component: nucleus. Bases 513 to 2147 code for a protein of 544 amino acids.
GCUCUAAAACUUUCACACGAAGUUCUGUAUUUCAUUUUUUGUGUGUUCUUUUUUAGCCUUGUUAAUAUAUAUAUAUAUAUAUAUAUAUAUAUAUCUAUCUAUAUAUAUUAACUUAUCCAUAUAUAAUCCUGGGUUUUCUUUCCUGUGUUUUAAUUGUUUAUUAUUUGCUCAUCUUUGACCGUUGGAUCAUUCAGUUUGCUGGGGAGGGUUCUUUGAUUCGAUUUGGUUACUUGGUAUUUAAUUGAUCUUUUUGGGGUUUUGGAUUCAACUUCAAAGCUUAAACCUUUUUUUUUUCUGGGAAACGUAAGAAGUUGAUCGUUCAGUGUUUGGGUUUAAUCAUUGAGCUUCUGUUUGGGUACUGUGAAAAUUUUUGGUCAAAGCACAGAGCUGGUAGAUGGCCUAAAGAUUUUAUAUAUAUAUAAAGCUGAUUGACUGGUAGAUAAACGGAGCUUUACAAAGGGGAAAAAAGAACCUUUUUUUUGGGGUUCUAGUAAUUUGAUUUUUUUAAAGCUAUGCCGGUUGAGGUUGACAAUUCCUCCACCGUCUCCGGCGAGGCCAGCGUCUCUUCCACCGGUAACCAAAACCCACCUCCCAAAUCCACCGUUAAGAAGAAACGUAACCUCCCUGGAAUGCCAGAUCCAGAUGCAGAGGUGCUUGCUUUAUCACCUACGACUUUGUUAGCUACGAACCGAUUCGUGUGUGAAAUUUGUAACAAAGGGUUUCAAAGGGACCAAAAUCUUCAGCUUCAUAGACGAGGUCAUAAUCUGCCAUGGAAGCUGAGGCAAAGAUCGAGCAAGGAAGUGAAGAAGAAGGUUUAUGUUUGUCCUGAACCGACGUGUGUUCAUCAUGACCCUUCGAGAGCUUUAGGUGAUCUCACGGGGAUUAAGAAGCAUUUCUGUAGAAAACAUGGUGAAAAGAAAUGGAAAUGUGAUAAAUGUUCUAAGAAGUACGCUGUUCAAUCGGAUUGGAAAGCUCACUCUAAGAUCUGUGGCACUCGAGAGUAUAAAUGUGAUUGUGGAACUGUGUUUUCCAGGAGGGACAGUUUUAUUACCCACAGAGCUUUUUGUGAUGCGUUAGCAGUGGAGAGUGCUAAAACUCAAACGAAUCCCAGUUCGGAACCCGAUCCAAAAGUUCAGGCGGCGGAUUCAUUGCCACCGCCUGCAUCUCCGCCAGUGUCUGCUCCGAGUGCAGUAACUUCUUCAGAUAUGCCGAUUCAAAGUUCUGUGUUGGCUGAAGAUCCAAAUAUUGUCGUGGAAAAAGCUCCAGCACCAGCACCGGCACUGGCACCGGCUCCACCUCCAGCUAGCUUAAAUGGAAGUUGUAGCACUAGUGUCAGCUUGAUUAGCAGUGGUUGUAGCAGCAGCAGCGGUGUAUUUUCGAGCUUAUUUACCUCCUCGACUGUAUCUGCAAGCAUUCGACCUCCUCAACCUCCGGCACCAGCUCCACCAUCGGCUGGCUUAAAUGGAAGUUGUAACCGUAGCAUCAGCCUGGUUAGCAGUGGUGCUAGCAAUAGCAGCAGCAGUGGUGUAUUUGCAAGCUUAUUUGCCUCCUCAACUGUUUCUGCAAGCAUACAACCUCCUCAACCUCCUGCUUUAACCAAUUUAAUUCGAGCUGACCUUGCUCCAUCUACAUCAAUUGAACCAAUUUCUCUAUGCCUCUCGACCAGCCAUGGCUCGUCAAUAUUCGGGACUGCAGGGCAAGAGCAUCGGCACCAUGCACCUUCGCUGCAACCUGCUAUGUCAGCCACUGCACUACUUCAGAAAGCUGCUCAGAUGGGAGCAGCAGCAAGUAAUGCAUCCUUGCUUCGUGGUCUCGGUAUUGUUUCGUCAUCAGCACCACAAGAAAAUUUACAAUGGGGUCAGGCACAAGUGGACCCUGACAAUGCCUCCAUUGCAGCAGGGGUUGGACUCGGGCUUCCCUGUGAUGGAAGUUCAGGAUUAAAGGAACUGAUGAUGGGAACCCCAGUGUUCGGUCCUAAGCAAACUACUCUCGAUUUCCUUGGAUUGGGGGUAGCUGCCGGUGGCAACCCCAAUGCUGGCCUGUCAGCUCUAAUUACCCCUAUCGGAGGAGGAUUUGAUGCUGCCACGGCGGCAGCAUCGUUUCGAGGUGGAGAUUACACCGACAAGGACAUUGGAAGAAGCUCAUGAUACAUUGUGAAGGGUUAUCUAUUAUCAAAAUAUACGGCAUUGCUGAAGAAAACGAUGGCAAUAUAUAAUUCCAAUAAAGAAUAGCGGUUGCCGAGGUUAGCACCGAGCCACCAAAGUGGCAAUCGGGGUCUGCCUUCUAUGUAACAAUGGUGGCAAAAACAAUUCCUUGUAGGGGAAUAUAGCCUUUGUAGUACAAGGUAAAAGUUGAUGAACCAGAUGUAUAUAGAGUAUGUUGUAGUUAGAAAAAUUGGAACACAUCAUCUCUGUAGAGAGAUUUUGGUUACUUUCAGACAUGUUUGUGUCUGGUUUUUUUUUUUUUUUUUAAAGCUUGGAAACAUCAGCAAAAGAGCAGGUUUUUCAAGCUUGAAAAGCCAACAGUGGAGUGGUUCAAAGUCAACUUUUAAACCUCUAUUUGUGUUCAUUAUAUUUACAAUUAAUAAUUUAAAAUAUUUAUUUUUA